Molecule: messenger RNA, 3734 nt
Organism: Psammomys obesus (fat sand rat)
Lineage: Eukaryota; Metazoa; Chordata; Mammalia; Rodentia; Muridae
Gene: Ranbp3l
Product: RAN binding protein 3 like
Exons: 15
Coding region: 460-1926 (488 amino acids)
Biological process (GO): protein export from nucleus
Cellular component (GO): cytoplasm; nuclear pore
Molecular function (GO): GTPase activator activity
Source: RefSeq, a predicted model, not a curated record
CCAGGCAAGGAAACCUUGAUUUAACCCUGCAGUACCUUCCCCCUUUGCCUGUACGUUUCUCUAGCAGUCCUCGCUCUACUAGAGGGACUGGGCUUCACAUCCAGUGAAGGGAUCAAAAAUGCUUAAAAACUGAUCGAGAGAGAUAGCUUCUUUGUAGAAUUUCUACAUUCUAAGAGGAGAAAGCUUCAGAAUGCUUUGAAACGAAGAAUUGAUUUUCCAACCAAAUUAAGUUGGCAUUUUUGUAGGGAAAAGGUGCGACACUGGUAAAUAUUUACUGCAGGAUUCUUAGCCAGGAGGAACUCUGGCAUGUUCUUCAAGGAGUAAAUGUUUUACAUGCAAGGCGAGAGCUGCGUGUGCCUCUGUGUUCUUUCCCAGAGACUUCUGCAGAUAAGUCUUAAGAUGACUGGCUGAGACAAAAUGCCCCAGUGAUUCCCGAGCCCCAGCCAGAUUGUUGGUACCAUGUCGACAACACAGAGGAAAGACGGCAGCCAGUUCUCUGGUGCGUGCCCGGGUCAGCUGAAGGUGCAGGAGGACCAGCAACAGCAAGACAAAUAUGUCAUUGCUCAACCAAUAUUUGUUUUUGAAAAAGAAGAAUAUCCUUUUAAGAGACCUGCAGAAGACAGCCUGGAUGAAACAGCAGAACAUGGAUUCCGUGGUUUCUCCAGAAAGCGUGUGCGGUCUUCCUCUGUCACGCUUCAUACCACAGAUUCUCAGUCUCAAGGAGUGCCAGCCUCGUCUCAGACACGCCUGAGGUCCUCUUCAUUCACUGAUGUCCCAACCUUUCCUCCCUCUGGGCCAGUGAAGAAAAAGAAUGUUUUUAUGACAUCACAUCUGCUGCAAGGGAAUUAUGGCAUGAACAAUGCAGAGCAAGGUUCCCCUAUGAGACUUUCAGAACAAGUUUUGAGACCUGCUGUUCUGAAACCACCUCAAGCUCAAAGCUGCGAAAAAGUAGGCCCAGCAUUUUGGCCCAGCACAUCAAAAUCUUGCAUAAUUAAGGAAAAUACCAAGCAUGAGAUUUCUGAAGCAAAGGCUAGUACACUAAGUGAAAAUUUACCAAACGCCAGAGGUUCAGUCCGGCUGUCUACUGAUCUGCACGUCUCACAGGCAACAUCAGGAUGCCGACCAAUGGAAGAUAAGUGUUCUUUUAAAAGCUGCAGUUCUGACUUUGUUUUUGGAGAAAACAUGGUAGAAAGAGUUAUGGGCACUCAAAAGCUCACCCAGCCUCCACUUCAAAAUCUUUCAUAUGCCAAGGAAAAAACAUUCAGAUCUGUUCUGAAACUUCCUAACACUGCUUCAAAUUCAAACUCUAUUAAAAACAUAUCCCUAAUUGAAUCAGCAGCUGCUUUUUCUUCCAAGCCAUCACAACAAUGCUUGCUUGAGAAAAUUGAUGUCAUAACAGGAGAAGAAACAGAACAUAAUGUGUUGAAGAUCAACUGCAAGAUCUUCGUACUCAAUAAAACAACACACUCCUGGACUGAAAGAGGCAGGGGGAGUCUGAGACUGAAUGACACAGCAAGCAGUGACUGCGGGACACUACAGUCAAGACUAAUCAUGCGAAACCAAGGCAAUUUGAGGCUGGUCCUCAACAGCAGGCUCUGGGCUCAGAUGAGGAUUCAAAGAGCAAAUCGAAAAAAUUUGAGAAUAACUGCAACAGAUUUAGAAGCUGACGGUAUAAAAGUAUUUUUAAUUCAGGCUGGUGCCAAAGACAUAGGUUAUCUAUAUGCAGCAAUACAUCACCGCCUUAUUGCCCUUCGAAGUCUCAGCAAGCAAGGUGAUGGUGGUCCAGCUGAAAGCCAGUCGGAUGCAGUCCUCCAGCAGUUCAGCUGUGAGAGCUGUGAUGAAGAUGAGGACGAGUUCCUACAAGUCACUAAAAAUGGAUCAGACCCUUCAAGGUGGAGCCACAGACAGUCAGUUGUCUGCUCAUAAGCACUCUCUACAGCAGACAGGACUGCUAGAGGAAGCCCAAAGGCCUGACCACCCACUGAGAAGACUCUACUCAGACCUCGACGAGGUUUUGUUUUUAUUUUUAAAUUAAAGAAACACAAUUUCUUGUAAUUAAAAGUUUUAUGUUUAACAUUUUGAUUGUCGUGUGCAAAAUUUAAGAAAUGAACUUCAGAAGAUAAAAAAAAUCAUAAUUUUGUGGAUUAAUCUAGAAUAGGAUUUGAUAACUAAUUUGGACUACUCAUCACAUUGAUGAAUAUAGUAAUUAAAAGUAAGACUGUUGGAUUUCAUAAAUAUCUAAACAAAGUAUUUAUUUUAAUCAUAUGUUGUCUGGCUAUAGAACAAAUAUUUUACUAAAUUUAUAGUUGUAUCUUUAAAAUACUAUAACUGUGAGGCAUUUUAUUAAAUUGUGUUUAUCUUCUGAGAAAUGUAUAUUUCACUUACACUUUGAAUUUUCUAAUACAUAUUUUCAAGUAAGAAUUCUUUUACAAAAGUGCCCAUUUGUGGACUUGUAUCCAUUGCAUCUUAUGUAUUUGAUUCAGUCAGCCCACAAGAGAUGUUGAAUAAUUGAACAAAAUGUAAUAUAGUACCUAUGUGUCAAAAAUAUCCAAAAGCCAAAUAUUAGUGUGCUUUAUUUAUGUGAUUGUCAUUAGCAGUCUGCUAGGUGUGGCAUGCAGAAGCCCUUUUAUAACAAAUGUAUCAUAUAUAGCCAAAUGAGUAUCUCAAAUCCCAUCAGUAUGGUAUAGUAACUUGAACAAUUUUUAGCAGAUGUUUUUAUGCUUUUUUUGGUAUUACUUUAUGAAUCACAUAUGAAAAUCAGUCUCAGUUCUUAGGGCCAUAUUUUAUUUUAUUAGUAGCUGCAAACAAUCUUAUUACAGGAAAGAUUCAAGAUCCUAAAUAGCUUUUGAACGUGUUCUGAACCCUGAUAUACUUGUAAUAAAGUUGCAACAUUACAAACUGCUAUAGUGAAGGAAAUAUUCUUUGGAAGUACACGUGAAUAUAUAUUUUAAAAGUAAACAUUGCUUCAUUGCCUUCCUAACGACAAAAGUAUCUGCACGUACAUAUUAUUCACCAAACGUCAGCUCAAAUCUUAAAGUUUAGCAGACAACAGCUGAAUGAGGUCUUUUGGAGUAGGAUUUAAGUAAUGUGUUCAAAAGGAGAAAAGGUAUAAAGAGAAAAGCACUUACCAUCAGGGGAAGGAGUAAACACUAUCCCCCACCCUUGUUUAUAAAGGUGCAGAAUACAAACCAGUGGAGAAUUUUUACUAGAAACCUAUUACAAUCAGGAAGGCAUUUGAAGAAGAUACAAAGUAUUGGUUCACCUGUAAGAUUCCAUAUGAUGACUUGUAAAGUGAAGCAGGGAGCAGAGAAAUCUUUAUCUCUUGGCAUGUUUCUUCUUAUUCCUAUACUGGAAUGGAAAUGAAGUAACUUUUUUUUUUGUUUUUGUUUUUUUUGCCUGCCUCAACUACUUUAAUGUAAGUCAAAGCUACUGAUUUUCUUUGGUCUUCUGUACAGAUGGCAAAGAAGAAACAGACCUGUAGCCUAUGCAGAAAUGCCACAAGAUCCCCAGUAAUUUAGAAUGUCAGCAAGGCAGACAGACAGUGAAAACUUCUGGAUCAUGAAACAGUGACAAAGAGCAGAAACAAGAUAUAUAGUGCAACAUUCCUCCAUCUUGAUUAAAAGAAACAUUUUCUAAUUUUUCUUUAUCUUGUAUGUUCAUCUAGCACCCUCCCCUCCUUUUUGGGUUUUCUACAUCCUUUGUCUCCUUUCAAUGUGAAGUAAUCAAUAAUACAA